Molecule: messenger RNA, 1074 nt
Organism: Naegleria fowleri
Lineage: Eukaryota; Heterolobosea; Eutetramitea; Acrasida; Naegleriidae
Exons: 1
Coding region: 1-1074 (357 amino acids)
Molecular function (GO): protein binding
Source: RefSeq, a predicted model, not a curated record
AUGACAACAACAAUGCGUCGUGAUCCUAUUGGUAAAACCACCACUUUGUUUUUUAACAACAACCACUUGUUGUAUCAUUCUAUAUUUGAAUAUUUAAAUAUUCAUGAAAUUUGUACCACUCUAUGUUUGGUGUGUCGACAAUGGAAAAGAAUUGCCAAUAGUGAUGCACUAUGGGAGAAGCUAUUGGCAAGAAUCAUGUUGAGAACAAACAAGAAGAAUAUUCGUCAUUCGAGGAUGAUGAUUCAUUCGAAUGCAAUGAAAAGUGCAAACAUUUCUCGAAACAUGAUUCAGCAUGUUCUUGAUCAUCAUCAUGAAAAAUUCAUGUAUGAUUUACAAUGUCAUGAUGAUGAUGAUUUACAAUGUCAUGAUGAAGAGUGUCGUUAUGUACUCUCAUUGAUUUUACAUCCAAAAAAACAAUUGAAAUUUGCAUUUAUUUGUGAAUUUCUAUUUAAAAAGAUGACUCAUUUGAAAUUUGUGAACAUUCAUAAAAUGAGUCAUAGCAAACCUUGGAAAAUACAAACCAUGUAUUCCUAUUUUCAUAGGAAGAGAGAACAUGAUCAUUAUUUUGCCCUUCUCUGUGAAUAUUAUGUGAAAUUAAUUACCAAAAAUAUGAAUGUGGAUACCUUUUGUGAACAAGCGAGUGUGAAUACAAGCGAUGACACCUCUCCUUUUACAAUCUCUCUUACUCCAAAUGAUGUGAUAUUUGCUGUAACCAUUCCCUCUAUGCAAUCCAUCUGUUAUUGCUACAUUCAAACACACACAAAAAUUUGUAUUUAUUUAAUGGCGAGUGAUAUUUAUCCUUAUCCAUGUGCGAUUCCAUUGAUCUUUCAAAUAUACUCUGAAUUUCAUGAGAAGGUUGCAGAAAUGGGAGAUUCAGGAUUUGAGCAUGUCUUGAAUCAAAGAAUUAAGGAAUUAUUUGAAAGGUUUGAUUUGAAAAGAAAAACAACAAACACUCUUAAUCCAUCUUCUAAUGACUCCUCAAUAUUCACCACCAUUCAGGCUCUCGAAGAAUUCCAAUUUGAUCCAGUUCCUUUUGAUCAGAUGCAUGUGAUCGAUCUGAGUGAUUUACUUUGA